Molecule: messenger RNA, 396 nt
Organism: Diaporthe amygdali
Lineage: Eukaryota; Fungi; Ascomycota; Sordariomycetes; Diaporthales; Diaporthaceae
Exons: 4
Coding region: 1-396 (131 amino acids)
Source: RefSeq, a predicted model, not a curated record
AUGACCGUGGCACAAUUGGGCGCAGGAGACACCUUCCUCACAAUCCACCCCUUGGCCUUGGGAGUGCUGUGGGAGGACAGGGCCGUAGAACGAACGGUGGAUGAUGGGUCGGGCACCGCGGCCGCUGGCCGUUUUGAAACUGCCGUGGGCGCGGCCGCUGGUGGUGCUGCCACUUCGCGGAAGCAUGCUGACGGCAGCGCUGGCAUGUCACGGCGAGGCUGCUUCUUCACUGGUCAAGAGGAUUAUGCUUUGGCUAGUAAGCAGGAAACCUGGCGGGAUCAGCCGCAGAAACAGGAGACGGAGGAGCGGGAUCAGACCACCGUGCUGGCUGGGUUGACCAUGUCGGAGCAGGCUCUGGCCCCAACGGGAGCAUCGGCGAUGAGAUAUGAUAGCUGA